UGGGCCCGUGAGCCGUGGCCGCUGAGCCUGCGUGUCCGGAGCCUGUGCUCCGCAACGGGAGAGACCACGGCGGCCUACCAAGUUGAUGAGAAGACGGCAGAGCAGGCUCGAUGGGAGCACGCCUCCAAAGAGACAAUCAAGAGGACCGCUAAACCCUGUCCCCGUUGCCGCGUACCGGUGGAAAAACAUGGAGGGUGCAUGCACAUGAAGUGCCCGCAGCCCCAGUGCCAGCUCGAGUGGUGCUGGAACUGCGGCCGGGAGUGGAACCGCGCCUGCAUGGGGGACCACUGGUUCGACGUGUAGCUGGAGCAGCGGCCACGCAGGCGCACUCAGCCGCCAUCCCGCUGGGAAACACACAGAGGGUCCUAGUGUCAUCUGCUCCUUCUCCUUUCUCUAAACGCACACACACGCGCGCACACACACAGGUCUUUCCAGAAUCACAAAAACAGUUAUAAGAGAAGCUCCCAGGAUCCCUUUCAUUGUGCCCCUGAGAGACAGCCAAGCCAACGGUGAGACCAUCAGGAAGUAUUCACAGGCCUCGGCAAUACGCAGACACCAGGGCACAGAUGGCAGCGCAAUUCACCUUUUGUAUGGGUUGUCAUUCUGGAGUGAAUUCAAGUCAGGCUGGAAAAAUACACAGAGAUUUCUCAGGUUCAGUUACCUGCCUUUUACCUUCAGCAAAUAAUGGGAAGAAGCCUUUGGUGAGGCGGGAAGUCGUUCUGAGGAACUGUGGUCAGUGGUUCUCUCUAAGAUUGACUGCAAUGGAUUCUGAGAACGACAUUCACAGCUUAAAAAGCGAUGCUCUUAUUUAAAUUUUCAGAGAGCAUCUACUCCCAAAGAACACAGGCAAUAGUCAAAACCAUGUGUGUAUCCCCAAGAAUUCUAUUUUUAUGUAUUGCAUUAAUGAAAUAUCAACUCUGCAUGAAUCAGCUUGUCAACUAAGUGAGAAAUUAUGAAACUUAAUCUGAACAUUGAAUGUUCAGUAUAGGGAAGAAAUCAAAACUUGGUGUACUUUCACUUCAUUUAAUUAUAUGCAACUUUAGAAAGAAGUUGUUUUUCUGAAAAUAUUACAAAAUCGAGAAUUUGAUUUUAAACAUUCAUUUUGAGCUUGGAGAAUAAGCUCAUCCAUCUGGCUUCACUGUCGAUGUAAAAUGAAUAAGGUGCCUCUAGAGGGGACACUUUUAGAAAUGACUUCAUAAUGAUUCUCAGUGUUAACAAACAUGCAGGUUAUUAAAGCAGAAUCUGUAAAGAAGGAGCGUUUCCAGAUCAUCAAAAUGAAAUUUUAUGCACUUUCUGUCCACCUGGACCAUGUUAAUUACACUUUUUUGUAUCAAAAUAUUUUAUACCAAAAUAUUUUAUUCUGGACCCCUUUCAGAUCUGAUUCAGAUUACAGUUGUCAAAGCAACGGCGUGCAAAGGGAAACUGCCACGGCAACAAAAAUGUGCCCAAGAGGAUAAAGGCUUCAUUGGGGACGAUUCGCUGUGGUGUGGAACCAAACUACAUUAUAAGUGCAAUUAACAUGGCUCAGGACAGCCCACUCGGGGCUCUGCCCGCCCAACGGCUUAUUCAGAGUUCUCUUCUCUAGGAUGUAAACUCACACGAGAAAAUUUCCUCACGUUAACGUGGCUUGAAUUGGAUGGUUGAUCAAGUUUUCAUCCUUCUUUUAUUUUUGAGGCAUUCACAAUACAUCAAAAAGAGAUGUGUUUACACUGAAUGCAGCAAACCUCAUCCUCCACAGCACAGCGUGAGACGGAAAAGUCAAACCACUGUCUUUGUUCUCGUCCGCCUUCUCAGGAAGAUCGUGCCCAUCACUGAGGGUGUAAUGACUCUCACUAGAGCACAGGGUUUCUUUUGGAGUUAGAGACCCUGGAAAUUAUGACAUCUGUAGCAGGCCUUGUCUUUGUAGACGCAGCACCAGAAAUCCUUGCUGGAGGGAGGGAGGGCAGGACCCCAGCAGACUCCCCCAGGACGUCUACCCCUCUGUCCCUAGCCAUCCGUCCAGGGACAGUCCCCACUCUCCGUCUUCCUCAGAGGUCCUGCAGCUGGGAAAUGAUGUGGGGAGGCAGCCUCGUCAGCGGGAACGGCCUCACGUGGCUUCACUCUGUUGGAAAAUCCAGCCUCCCCAGCACGGCCCAGAGGCUGCCACCUCCUGUCAGGAGCCUAUGGAUGGUACAGAGAUGGCGGAGAGCCAGUCUCCCAAGUAAGAAAGAGGCAGGUCACCAGGCUGGAGCCCCACAUCCCCACGGCUGGCAUCAGGGCUCAGCCUGGAACCCACGCGGGGCCUGCCUGUGAGUCACCGACAGUCCCAGCAGGUAGCAGCUCCGUACGCGGAGCCGGCAGGACAGUCAGAUGGUUCCCUGUGUAGGGGCGCACCCAGCAUCUCACACCCGCCACAGCUUUGCGGUUUAAUGACUUUGCUGUUACUGCCCCCUCCCGCUCUGCGUGGUUUGUGGGGUGUGCCAGGCAGACAAGCUUCGCUCCCGCUCAUGCAGGCAGUAGAAGUCCUAGGUCCCUGCCACUUUCCUGGUGGUACCUUCUUUU
Messenger RNA from Physeter macrocephalus (sperm whale), 2541 nucleotides. Its product is annotated as E3 ubiquitin-protein ligase parkin-like. The record is from RefSeq and is a predicted model, not a curated record. The transcript is spliced from 3 exons. Gene Ontology annotation, cellular component: endoplasmic reticulum; ubiquitin ligase complex; Golgi apparatus. Gene Ontology annotation, molecular function: ubiquitin conjugating enzyme binding; ubiquitin protein ligase activity; zinc ion binding. NCBI's taxonomy places the organism in Eukaryota, Metazoa, Chordata, Mammalia, Artiodactyla, Physeteridae. Gene Ontology annotation, biological process: positive regulation of proteasomal ubiquitin-dependent protein catabolic process; ubiquitin-dependent protein catabolic process; autophagy of mitochondrion. The annotation marks the transcript as partial.